AUGGAAAAGCUAGCGGUCGAGAAGAAGUACUUCGAGAAGGUGCUUGACGACAUCGUGAGCCUCAACUCCCUCUUCACCGUUGCCGUCUUCAUCGGCCUCUCUUAUGCCCAGCCGGGCCAAGUUCAGAGCCUCGCCGAUGACCCCAGUUGCCACCCGGACACCACUAUGCGCAGGCGGCUCGUAUACUUUGAGAUCGCCUCCUUCAGCUGCUUCAUCUUUGCUGGCUUCCUCGGCAAGGCUGUCAAAAUCUUCCUCUACACCUCCGAGAAGCAGGAAGGGAAGGGGAAGCCCCUCCGCAAGUGGAAGAGCCUCCUCGGGUUCUAUUCUUCGAUCUACGGGACCAUGCUCGGGUGCCUGCUGCUGCUCCUGGCCAUGAUCGAAGUCAUCCAGAUCAAGCUUGGCCGGCUCUCAUGCCACGGCAAGUAUACAGUCACCACUGUCGCCAUCAUGGUCGGCAUCAUCGGCCUUAGCCUGCUGAUCUUCUUCUUUGCAGUGACCAACGGCCUGAGGAUUGCCUACGCGGAACUUAAAAAGAAUAAAGAAAAAAAAAUAGGGCACCGUCCCGCAUGUGCCUGA
Messenger RNA from Rhodamnia argentea, 576 nucleotides. RefSeq lists its product as uncharacterized. The transcript has 2 exons. The record is from RefSeq and is a predicted model, not a curated record. Lineage: Eukaryota; Viridiplantae; Streptophyta; Magnoliopsida; Myrtales; Myrtaceae. The coding region runs from base 1 to 576 and encodes 191 amino acids.